Metarhizium acridum CQMa 102 is the source of this 1074-nucleotide messenger RNA. Lineage: Eukaryota; Fungi; Ascomycota; Sordariomycetes; Hypocreales; Clavicipitaceae. The record is from RefSeq and is a predicted model, not a curated record.
AUGGCUUCCCCUCCUGGCCCUCGCCGGUGGUCGUUCAAUGGCAUCGGGUCGUUUGCCCACCUCGACUACGUCAAGUGCCUGACGAACCCGCAGGAAAAGUACGACAUUGCCAUUAUCGGCGCGCCCUUUGACACGGCCGUUUCCUUUAGACCAGGCGCCCGGUUUGGUCCCAGGGCGAUCCGGCAGGCCUCGUCGCGCCAGACGUCGCUGCGCGCCUUCAACCCGCGCGCCAACAUCAACCCGUACCAGAACUGGGCCAGGAUCAUUGACUGCGGCGACAUCCCCGUCACGCCGUUUGACAAUGCCAUUGCGACGGAGCAAAUGACGCAGGCGUUUCGGAACCUGGGCAGGGCGCGGCCCGUGAGCUCCUUGAGCGCCGGCAAGCCCAAGCUUGUCACGCUCGGCGGCGACCACAGCCUCGCGCUGCCUGCGCUGAGGGCCCUCAAGGAGAUUUACGGAAAGCCCGUUCGCGUGCUUCACUUUGACGGUACUCACCUGGACACGUGGGACCCGGCCGCCUACCCGUCGGCAUGGGGCUCGACGCACUUUACUCACGGCUCCAUGUUCUGGAUGGCCAGCCAGGAGGGCCUGCUGUCCAACGCGUCGGCAGGGCAGUCUGUCCACGCGGGGCUGCGGACGCGCCUCAGCGGCACCGACUGGGCGGACCACGAGGCCGACACGGCGCAGAACUGGGUGCGCUUCGCUGCCGACGAGAUUGACGAGGUGGGCACGCGCGGCAUCGUCGAUGGCAUCAUGGCCGUGCUGGGCACCGAGGACCCCGUGUACCUGUCUGUCGACAUCGACGUGCUGGACCCGGCGUUUGCUCCCGGCACGGGCACCCCCGAGCCGGGCGGCUGGACGACGAGGGAGUUUAUCAGGAUCCUGCGGGGCAUCGAGGGCCUGAAUCUCGUGGGCGCCGACGUCGUCGAGGUGAGUCCUGCGUAUCAGGGGCGCGGGGAGGAGACGGCGCUGGCGGCCGCGCAGGUGGUUUAUGAGAUUCUGAGCUCCAUGGUGAAGAGGGGCUUGGAGGACGGCGCCGGGGAGAAGGCGGCCGGCGCCAAGGAUGAGUUGUAG